Messenger RNA from Nannospalax galili (Upper Galilee mountains blind mole rat), 3642 nucleotides. RefSeq names its product neurocalcin delta (gene Ncald). The record is from RefSeq and is a predicted model, not a curated record. Gene Ontology annotation, cellular component: cytosol. Lineage: Eukaryota; Metazoa; Chordata; Mammalia; Rodentia; Spalacidae. The transcript is spliced from 7 exons. Gene Ontology annotation, biological process: calcium-mediated signaling. The coding region runs from base 328 to 909 and encodes 193 amino acids. Gene Ontology annotation, molecular function: actin binding; tubulin binding; calcium ion binding.
GCUUAGUCCAUUUGGUAGCAGAUGAGGAAAAGAUGGAGCCUUUAAGUAGAAUCAAGUUCCUGGAUUAGAAGUGGAUCUGACCACUUCAAUUCCUACUUAUGGUCUGAGAUAAUUGGCAGGUAGAGUGGCUAGUGAGAGACUGAAGAGUAAGGACAAAGUCUACCUUGGAUCACCCUGGAUCAUCUCAACUUUGGUUUUGUGGAGACACCUGAAAGCAACAGCCAUAAAAGCUGUUAACCCGCUGGUGAUAAAAUCUGCCCUGGGACAGAGGACCCCCCGAGGACUGAGGUGCUGUGGGACUGCACACUUUGAAUUCUUGCCACCAGAAUGGGGAAACAGAACAGCAAGCUGCGCCCUGAAGUCAUGCAGGACCUACUGGAAAGCACGGACUUUACAGAGCAUGAGAUCCAGGAAUGGUACAAAGGCUUCUUAAGAGACUGCCCCAGUGGACAUUUAUCAAUGGAAGAGUUUAAGAAAAUAUACGGGAACUUUUUCCCUUAUGGGGAUGCUUCCAAAUUUGCAGAGCAUGUCUUCCGUACCUUUGACGCAAAUGGAGAUGGAACAAUAGACUUCAGAGAAUUCAUCAUAGCCCUGAGUGUAACAUCGAGGGGCAAGCUGGAACAGAAGCUGAAGUGGGCCUUCAGCAUGUAUGACCUGGAUGGGAAUGGCUACAUCAGUAAGGCAGAGAUGCUGGAGAUUGUACAGGCAAUCUACAAGAUGGUUUCCUCCGUAAUGAAAAUGCCUGAAGAUGAAUCAACCCCAGAGAAAAGGACAGAAAAGAUCUUCCGCCAGAUGGACACCAAUAGAGAUGGAAAACUCUCCCUGGAAGAAUUCAUCCGAGGGGCCAAAAGCGACCCAUCCAUCGUGCGCCUCCUGCAGUGUGACCCCAGCAGCGCCGGCCAGUUCUGAGCCCCACACCCCAUGAAUGCUAGAGCUGCGUGUAUCUCUCCUGGUUAUCUUUUAGACUUUUUUUUUUUUUUGCCAAACAAUAUUGAUGGUGAUGCUGUCUCCUCUGCCGUCAGAUGCACCCUCCUCUGUGACGCCUUUGCCUCUCGCUUCUAUUGUCGUGGAUGCAUUGUGGGAAUGCCCAGAGCCUCCUCCCUGUGCUUGUGGAGAGCAUGGACAGACUUCAUGGUGUUCCUUGUUUGAUGACUUUUUAAUCAAAUUUUUUCCCUUUGAUUCUAAUGUCUCUGUCUUAAAAUCUAAGACUUAGGGGCAAAAGAAGGGAAUUCCAUCCAGCCCAGAGCUCUUCUGUAAGAUUUGAGGGGCUUUGUUUGAAAGACAAAAUUCCCCCAGCUGGGUCUAUUGUCACCCCUGGUGCCCUCUGGGCUAUGGCUGGCACCAGAUGCUAGAUUUCCUGAGGACACGUUACCCUCUGGGCUUUUAAAGGGAGCUGGGACAUGCCUCCAGAAAGCCCACUUGACCCUCUGCCCCAGCAGGCCAUAGUUUAUAAGCUGUGAACAUUUCAAGGUGAAUUAAUAGAAGAGAGGGGGAAGAUGGCUCAGCUAAUUUUUUCACAGGUUUACACAAGUUGAGCUAACGUGAGUUUCUUUGAAAAUCAAACACAAAUGGUAACAUAUUCCCAAAUCAGACCCAUCUUGUUGCCUAUUGUGAUUUAUAAAAAGACAAGAAUGCUGUAUAUAAAAUAUUGGGUGUUACAGACCAAAUUAAAUGUUUUGCCUUGUAAAUGCAUGUUUAGUGAGCACUAACACAAUCUUACUGCAGAAGACUGUCUUUAGUAGUUUAUUGUGAAGCUAACUGCAAUGAAUGUUCAUGUCUUGUUCUAAAGUCAUAUCUGUCUUUGCACAAAUGUAUUGGUCAACAAGUAUAUUUUAUAUAUUGCAUAAACACAAGGGAUGAUGACAAGGGCCCAGCUUUGGUUUUGAAAGCUUUUCCAGAGUCACAGUGACUGGAGACCAGGGCAACUUUCCCAGUAUCUUGUCCAACAGAACACCACAGGAGCUACGCAUUGAGCAGGGGCCAAAGGUGGCAUUUUGUCCCCGGCCCAGCAGCACUCGGCAGUGUGAGACUGGAGCUGUGCUGCUUUCUAAGCAGAUCAAUGGUUUGUAGACUUGAAAAAAAAAAAAAAAAAAAAAAAAAGAACCAGCCUAGGACUUCCUGGUAGCUUAACCCACAUCCUUAGUUGGGUUGGGGAGUCACAUCUAGAAUGUUCAUUUUUCCACACCCCAGCUUGCCCCUCAAAGAGUCAGAGGUAGGACAGCCAGGUAAUUCACUGUAAGAAUGAACAAGUGUGCCUGUGAUGUCCAAGGUCCACUAUGGGGAACUGACAGCAUUUUCCCUCAUUGUGUACUUUGAAUGCAUAGUUCUAGUUUCAGAAAGGACAACCCACAUUUUGAGUUGCUGCUUAGGCUGGUCAUCUCAUAUACACUUAUUUGAAUUGAUGGACAGGAGUAAAAACUGCUGGUCACAGGCAAGUCAAAACCUCACAAAUAGCUGACAUGGGUGGGGGGGCAAAAUAUUCAAGGAUGUUGCCAAGAGUAGAAGAGGGCAUCAGGGGGUCUGUCUGUCACCAACCCACAUCCUGUAGAACAGGAACCACAAAAAGAUAAACACAACCACGAAGAAAAUGAUGCUGAGCUGGUUCUCCAGGUUUCCACAUAGGACCACCUCCAGGUUCUCCAGGUUUCCACAUAGGACCACCUCCAGGUUUCCACAUAGGACCACUGUAACUGGCACCAAACACCUGAACUUGUAUGCCCACCUCCAAUGAACCACUUCAUAGGUGAAAUUUUAAAAGCUAGAUUUUGUAAGCUUUAUCUUCCUUGGUGUCCUUGCCUUACAUCUUAUACCAAGGCUUGCGAAACCUUACGGGCCAAGUGGUAAAGUCUGAUUUUGAAAAAUGGAACAAAUCCAAGUUGUGGAGUGCAAAGGGAGUGAUGGGACCCGCACACUCUAUCGCUGGUGUAUGAGAGUUGUACUCACUUUUCCUGUUCUGGAUUGAGGACCGAAUUCCUUUUUCUAGUUCUCAUUUAAUGAGUGGUAUCAGUUAAUGUUGGAGAAGCCACCUGGGCUCUGCCUUAGGUUGGGCCAAACCCAUCUGUUUCCUAGAAACCAGAGCUGGGGUGGGGGGUAGAGAAGAUGGCCUCCAGCUAUUCAGGAAGGAAACAGCCAGAUACUACCUAAAGAACACUGCUGCUCCUGGAGAGUCCCAGAACUGGCCAGCCACAGACGCAUCUGUAUUUUCUCUAGAGCUGUUUUUCUCUUCCUCCUCCCCAGGAAGGCAUCGACAUGUCUGAUCUCGUGUAGUCAUGUUUCACCAAGGGACUGCACAGCCCCUUGACACACAGGUGUGUGUCACUCCUGUGCUUGGCUGGUCAGUGUCUUUGCUGUGUUCAGGGAUCUCUGGAAGUGGAGUCUGUUUUGUCCCAAGUAAAGCCAGUCUGUGUUGUCUAAGGGACUGGACUAAAUGGCUUAUGACUUGAUGGAUGUUGCAGAAUGUUUGACUGUUCAUACCUCGUUUAGGAUGGGGAAAGGGUGCUGUGGGUGCUGUCCCCACCCCAGUGAUACACCCCAGAGGGACUUUCCAUAAGUGGAUUUAAUAUGUCAUAUUAUAUGGAGUAGUCCCAUAUCAGUUGAUUGUGUAGCUCUUGCCUGGCAUUAAAGCAUGUUUAUUGUUUAAUA